This is a messenger RNA of Helobdella robusta, 367 nucleotides long. RefSeq lists its product as hypothetical. Lineage: Eukaryota; Metazoa; Annelida; Clitellata; Rhynchobdellida; Glossiphoniidae. The record is from RefSeq and is a predicted model, not a curated record. The annotation marks the transcript as partial. The transcript has 2 exons.
GGCUUGGUUUUUCUUCUUCACACUAACAACAUUGUUGCUCGGCUUCGUAUCACUGACUUUCUGCGGUUACCUCUUCUUAAUUGGACAUGCUGAUUAUUUCAUCUGGUUUGGGACAUUCAUGCUAACCUUACUUACGUCUGUCUCGGCGUUGGCCUUCGUCUGCACCAUUAUUAAUCUGACGAGUGGAAUGACGACGAACGAGCGGGCAAACUGGGCGCGGUACUCCUACUUGAUCGAUUCAAGGGGUAGAUUAAUGAACCCUUUCAACAGAGGGUUCUUUAGAAACGUCGCCGAAUAUUUCAGUAUCAGUAAUUACGACGAGGUGGCUAGGAAUUUUAUUAAAGUCAAAAAGUUGCAAAUUGUUUAA